AUGGCAUCGUACACCUCCAGUGAGAUCCGUGCUGACCUCGAGGGCCUGCCCAGCUCUGCGUUCAACGGGGCUGACGAGGCAUCGCGCCAGCAGUGGAUGGACGCAGUGCUGGGUGUCGAGGUCAAUCCACGCAGCGAGCACGACGUUCGGUUCUACACUGGGGUGGCCCGUCUCCUGGCGGACACCGUGCACAGCACGCAGCCCGAAGACUUCGCCGACGAGUAUAAGCGCGAAGUGAUCAAAACAGGUUUCAAACCUGGAGAUUUGCCUUUCGCUUCGGAGGGCAAUCCAGAGAGCUGGAAGGCGUUCAAGGUCACUCCAGCGAUGGUCGUUUGUGCUCUGCGCGUGCAGGCGGCGUGCGCUGGGAGCACUUUGCAGGCGCACCGCGCUGGUGGGAGCUCUGGCGCUGGUGACUCCGACGAUGGCUUCAAGGAGGCGGUCAAAGAGUUUGUGAAGGCACACACCGAACAGGCCACAAAACAUGUCAAAAAGGGCUAUUUUGCGGUUUACGCAGAGCUUCGGUCUUGUAAACCAGCUUUCUAA
Molecule: messenger RNA, 543 nt
Organism: Prorocentrum cordatum
Lineage: Eukaryota; Dinophyceae; Prorocentrales; Prorocentraceae
Source: the annotation of a GenBank genome assembly